Molecule: messenger RNA, 1596 nt
Organism: Scedosporium apiospermum
Lineage: Eukaryota; Fungi; Ascomycota; Sordariomycetes; Microascales; Microascaceae
Exons: 3
Coding region: 1-1596 (531 amino acids)
Biological process (GO): chromate transport
Molecular function (GO): chromate transmembrane transporter activity
Source: RefSeq, a predicted model, not a curated record
AUGGCAAUACGCGGGUCGCAAUGGGAUCGACUGAAUCCCAUGAGGCUUGUGCGACAGCUCGGCAAUACCGCCCGUCAAUGUUGGCACAUGGGCGCAACCUCGUUUGGAGGGCCGCCUGUUCACUUUAAGAUUUUUCACGACAAAUUUGUUGACAAGAUUGGCUGGAUCGAUGAAGAAGUUUACCAAGAGCUCUUCAGCGUCACGCAAGCAUGUUCCGGCCCCGCAAGCACCAAGAUGCUCUACUGCAUCAACCUCAUCCAUGACGGAUUCCUCGCGGCAUGCUUUGGUUUCUUGCUGUGGAGCCUUCCCGGCGCCGCGGUAAUGUACGGCCUCUCCAUCGGCGUCUCCGGCAUCGGUGAAGGUCUCCCCCGCCCAGUCUACGCCCUUCUCUCGGGCCUCAACUCCGCCACAGUCGGCAUCAUCGCCCUCGCCGGCGUCCAGCUAAGUGAAAAGGCCAUCACCGACACCCCGACACGUCUCCUAGUCUUCUUCGGAGCCGCCGCUGGCAUGCUCCACAAUGCCCUCUGGUACUUCCCCGUGCUCAUGGCCGUAUCAGGCCUCGCUACCAUCGUGUACGAUUUCAGAUGGUUGCACCGUCCCGUCAAGGCAGUCGCCCGCGUCGUCAAGGCCCCGAUCCGGUACGCUCGUCGCAAAAAGGAAAAGGGGAGGAAGAACGAAGACGGCUCAUCAGGCGACGAAAACGCCGCCCCGGCGCCCGUAGAGCUCGACGACGUAACCGGUCACAGUUCCGCUGUCGUCGGCCCCUCCUCCUCCGGCGCCAUCUCCUCCAACCGCGGCAAAAACCGCGAAGACGACGACGACCCGCUCACCCUCCCCACGACCGAGCAGGAAGCCCAUGAACUAUCGUCAUCGCGACCGCCUAGCCCCGAGCCGCGCAUCGUCCCCUCCGAGCGCCGGCUCAACUUCACUUGGAAAUUCGGCCUCGCCGUCAUCGUGGGCUUCUUCCUCUCGUUCACCGUCAUCAUGGUUAUUCGCGGCGUGGUUAAGGAAAAGCCGCCGUUGUACGACGUGUUUGCAAAUUUCUUCCUCGCUGGUACCAUUAUUUUCGGCGGUGGUCCUGUGGUUGUUCCGCUUUUGAGGGAGUAUGUCGUUGCCGAGGGUUGGGUUAAGCCGAGGGACUUUCUUAUCGGCGUGGCUAUCAUUCAGAGUUUGCCGGGACCCAACUUCAACUUCGCUGUGUAUUUGGGCAGUCUCGCAGCGAUCACGCUGGGUUAUCCCUCCAUUGUCGGUGCAAUCCUGGGCCAUAUUGGCCUCUUCGUCCCAGGACUCAUCAUCGUCCACGGUACCAUGGGCGUGUGGGGUGCCAUCCGUGGCCUGAGAGCCGUCAAGUCAGCGAUUAGGGGUGUCAACGCCGCUGCUGUGGGGUUGAUCUACACGGCUGUGUAUAGGCUUUGGCAAAUCGGGUAUAUCGACGAGGGCUUUGGGCAGGGCACUAGUUUGGCGAAUGAGCCCUGGUGGGUUGUCGUGACGGCGACGAGCUAUGUUGGAGGGUACUGGUUUAACCUGAGCCCUCCGGUGGCGAUUCUUAUCGGAGCCGUUAUGGGGAUGAUUCGGUACGGGGUUGUCUCUGCAUAG